AUGCGAGGAAAACUACAAAAGAGACACUCGUGGACGGACGAAGAGCUGAACAUUCUCUCGUACCUCCGACACACUCGCCACUGGCGCUUCAAACAAAUCCAAACGUCAUACUUCCCAUCACUCUCUCCGAGCGCACUCUUGGGAGCCUACUGGCGCCUGUCCACUGAAGACCGCAUACGCCGAGCAUCGAGGACAACCAUCCCAAUCACCGCUCCUCGCAACACGGUGAAGGAUUUUCCAGGUGCCCCCAAAGCUCAACCUGGGUGUUCCAGUAUCGAGCAGGGGACAAGUCGCUCUAGUUGCCCCGCCUCUGGCACUCUCACUCGGUCAGAAAACAAUAUUGGGACUUUGGCCUUGAGCCCACCAAGUCUUGCGGGUGGAUGUGAGCCAUUUAUUUCCAAUAACAGCGACUCGAGUCGUUACGAACUUCGGCCAAACAGACCCUCAACCUUCCCUCCAAGGAAUUCGCAAUAUCUAGUUGACCGACGCCGUUUCCCACACUUCUUUAGAUCGUAUAAGUACUCUCUCGAUCUACAAGGGCUCUCAGACAGCGACUAUAUUCCUCCAUCUCGGAUGCCUACGCCAAGUUCAUCAGAUCGAAGCGUUACCAUCGCCUCAAGUCUUCCCAGUGCCGCGUCAAGCCUUGAACUCUUCGGUUUGGAGGUGCGCUCUCUUCAGUCAUCAGAUCGUGAAUCGGCUACCUCUGAUCGGCCCAACGACGUAUCUAGCCCUGAUUUCUUCAGCUCUGAGGAGCAUCCAUUACCAACAUGA
This is a messenger RNA of Penicillium brevicompactum, 771 nucleotides long. RefSeq lists its product as uncharacterized. The transcript has a single exon. The record is from RefSeq and is a predicted model, not a curated record. Bases 1 to 771 code for a protein of 256 amino acids. Lineage: Eukaryota; Fungi; Ascomycota; Eurotiomycetes; Eurotiales; Aspergillaceae.